AUGAAGGACACCCGGAUCUGCACCGGUCUCAAUCCUUCCUAUCCAGGCAUGUGGGCGUCGGGCAACCUCACAAAUGACCCUGCGCCCCGCGAAGGGUGCGGCUCCGUGUCUGUGGCCUUCCCGAUUACUAUGUUGAUCACUGGCUUCGUGGGCAACGCACUGGCCAUGCUGCUCGUGUCACGCAGCUACCGGCGCCGGGAGAGCAAGCGCAAAAAGUCCUUCCUGCUGUGCAUUGGCUGGCUGGCGCUCACCGACCUGGUCGGACAACUGCUCACCACCCCAGUAGUAAUCUUCGUGUACCUAUCCAAGCAGCGAUGGGAACAGCUCGACCCGUCGGGGAGGUUGUGCACCUUCUUUGGUCUGACGAUGACUGUCUUCGGGUUGUCCUCGCUCUUCAUUGCCAGCGCCAUGGCCGUGGAGCGGGCGCUGGCCAUCCGAGCGCCGCACUGGUAUGCUAGCCACAUGAAGACGCGCGCCACCCGCGCCGUGCUGCUCGGCGUGUGGCUGGCCGUGCUCACCUUCGCCCUGCUACCUGUGCUGGGCGUGGGGCAGUACACCGUUCAGUGGCCUGGGACAUGGUGCUUCAUCAGCACUGGAGGAGGGGGCAACGGAACUACUAACUCCCAGGGCAACUGGGGCAACCUUUUCUUCGCCUCCACCUUUGCCUCUUUGGGGCUCUCAGCGCUGGUCAUCACCUUCGCCUGCAACUUAGCAACCAUUAAGGCUCUGGUGUCUCGUUGCCGGGCCAAGGCCACGGCGUCGCAGUCCAGCGCUCAGUGGGGUCGGAUCACUACCGAGACCGCCAUCCAGCUCAUGGGAAUCAUGUGUGUGCUGUCAGUCUGCUGGUCGCCUCUGCUGAUAAUGAUGUUGAAAAUGAUCUUCAAUCAGACAUCAGUUGAGCUCUGCAAGAAUCAGGUGGAAAAGCAGAAAGAAUGCAACUUCUUCUUAAUAGCCGUUCGCCUGGCUUCACUGAACCAGAUCUUGGAUCCCUGGGUUUAUCUGCUGCUAAGAAAGAUCCUUCUUCGAAAGUUUUGCCAGGUAGCAAAUGCUGUCUCCAGCUGCUCUAAUGAUGGACAGAAAGGGCAACCUAUCUCAUUAGCCAAUGAAAUAAUACAUACAGGAGCAUGGAGGCGGAGUGGGACAGAGAACAUAGAGAAAGAUGUGGAGAAAAACUACAUUUUCAAUCUUUAAAAAUUCAUGUUUUUAGGCCAUGCUACAGAACAAAAAGGAUGGGACCACAUUUGUCUGUGUACACUUGAACAUCAAUUAGGUUAA
Chrysochloris asiatica (Cape golden mole) is the source of this 1275-nucleotide messenger RNA. It is a transcript of the gene PTGER3, whose product is annotated as prostaglandin E receptor 3 (subtype EP3). The record is from RefSeq and is a predicted model, not a curated record. Gene Ontology annotation, cellular component: plasma membrane. Gene Ontology annotation, molecular function: prostaglandin E receptor activity. Gene Ontology annotation, biological process: adenylate cyclase-activating G protein-coupled receptor signaling pathway; negative regulation of gastric acid secretion; inflammatory response. NCBI's taxonomy places the organism in Eukaryota, Metazoa, Chordata, Mammalia, Afrosoricida, Chrysochloridae.